Paramisgurnus dabryanus is the source of this 2017-nucleotide messenger RNA. RefSeq names its product intercellular adhesion molecule 1-like. The record is from RefSeq and is a predicted model, not a curated record. Lineage: Eukaryota; Metazoa; Chordata; Actinopteri; Cypriniformes; Cobitidae. Gene Ontology annotation, biological process: cell-cell adhesion. Gene Ontology annotation, cellular component: membrane. Gene Ontology annotation, molecular function: integrin binding.
GCUUUUCAGUCACAGAUCUCAGUGGAAUUAAAUAUAGAUAAAGGCCUAUAAGAAAGAUAAAGAUAUAAAGUUGAGGGAACUUUUUAUUUUCAUAUCCUCUUAUAUUUUUAAAACACAUACAACAUGCUUCAGGGUUUGCUUGGACUUUUUUAUUUCUCUGUGGUCUCUCAGUUAGUGACUUUCACAGGUACACAAGCUGAAUGUCCUUUAAAGCUCAACCCACCGAGUGUUGUUGUGGAGUACGGCAGCUCUGUUUCAGUGGAUUGUAGCACUAAUGAAACACAUGAUGGGAUGGGCUGGGAAGCCCCUGUAGGAUCAGUACCCAUGACCAAAGCCAAACUGAUCACCUUGAGAGUGUCUAACCUGAGACGAUGGGACAUACGGCCACAGUGCUACAUGAACUACAACAGGACGAAACAAUUUCAAUCUUUUCUCCCAAUCAUUAUUUACAAGACUCCAGAUAGUGUCUCCAUCAACACAGUGGAUCACACAGGACCAAUGAGAGAAGGCUCACAGUAUGAUCUCCAGUGUGACAUUGUGAAUGUGGCUCCUGUAAAGAAUCUUACUGUGAAUUGGUUUAAAGGAAAGACAGAAGUGAAAACUGAGACCUUCAAUGACACCAUCAAGACUCCAGUGAAUAAAACAUCUACACUUAACAUUACUGCAGUCAGAGAUGAUGAUGGAGCUCAGUACAGAUGUGAAGCAGAGCUUAAACUGGGAGCAGAUGGACCUCAACCUCCUCCUAAAGUUCCAUCAAAACCUUUUCAGACUAUAGUACAUUAUUCACCACAACACAUGGAUUCAAAGGAGAUCAUCACGAAAACAGAUGGACAGAUCACUCUGAACUGUACGGUAGCAGCAAAUCCACCUCCUACUUACUCCUGGUCCUCAGAGCAUUUAAAAGAGACGAAAAGUUCAGCAGUGCUCUCAUCCUCUACACUGACUCCAGGAAACUACACAUGCACUGCUACAAACACUCUAGGAGAAUCCAAAAAAGAGUUCAUCAUAAAUUCUGGAGGCAGUCGCAUCACAUUCAUGCUUAAUCUUACUUUUCUUCAGCUGCUGGUUGCUUUAAGGAUUGUCAUGUGAGGAAUGUACAAAAGGGAUAGUCCCAGAAGAUUAAUUCCACUUCUUUUUUUUUAAAGCAACUUUUUCACGACAGUCACUUUUUUGCAUUGACAUCUCACGAAUGUGAAACAUUGUGGAUAUUAUUCAUAACUUAAACAAACCACUGUAAAAAAAUUCCGUAGAAUUUUCAUCUGGGUUGCCGGUAACUUACCGUAGAUUCAAAUGUAUGUUUUUUACUGGCAACAUUUUGUUCAAAGUUAAAUGAAAAUUAAACAUUUACAAGUCUUUGUCUUUACAGAGUAAAACUAAAAAACAGCAUCAAGCAAAACAUUCUGGGAAACAAAAUCUGAAGCAAAAAACAGAAAAAGGUUGAUGAUGAUUUCUGGUUCCCAGAAUGCUUUGCAUGAGGCUGUUAUUGUAUAGUUUUAUUCUGUAAAGAUAAAGACUUGUUAAUAUUUAAAAUGUAUUUAACUUUGAACAAACUCUUGCCAGUAAAUAACAUAAAUGUAAAUCUACGGUAAAUUACCGGCAACCCAGCUGCAAUAACAUUGUAAUUUCUACGGAUUUUUUUACAGUGAAUGUAUUGUUGAAUUUUUAGGUGUGGACCCAUAUAUCAGCCUAUAAUUGGUAUCGGCAAAUAAAAGCAUUUACAUUGGCCGCAUUAUUUUGAAUUGCUUGAAAAUGUUAACAGUAACAGUAAAAAUUAAAACGAUCAGUGUAAGGCUGAGAAAAACUAUGAAAACAUGAAUGUAUUAAUUUCUCUGUCAUAGCCUUCUGUACCAUGUGCAUUCCUGUGCUCAUUGAGUAUUAGCAGAUUUGUUUGUCCUGUACAGUGGGGGUUAAAGGUGGUUUUCUGAUUGGUCAGUUUCAAUGUAUCAUUUUGGAUUUGUAACCAUUUCAAUUGUAACUUUAAGUCAGUAUACUGUUAAUAAACCUUUUCCUUUAUAAA